Messenger RNA from Pocillopora meandrina, 6429 nucleotides. The record is from the annotation of a GenBank genome assembly. NCBI's taxonomy places the organism in Eukaryota, Metazoa, Cnidaria, Anthozoa, Scleractinia, Pocilloporidae.
GCUCCCUUGGGUUCGAUUCCGGAGUUACCAGCACGUUCAUGCCGGGAAAUAACAGCAAGCGAAGGAAAAAAUACUGCAAGCAACAAAUACUGGCUGGAUCCAUCUGGCACAGGAAAGGCAGUUUUGGUUUACUGUGGUAUGAAUUUUCACUCUCUGUUUAAAUUGUAGAUUCUUUUAAUAGCGUCUCUCUGUUUGCGACAACUAAGAAGUGUUUUGCGACAGCUAAGAAGGGUUUUGCGACAACUAACAAGUGUUUUGCGAAACUAACAAGUGGUUUGCGAAACUAACAAGUGUUUUGCGACAACUAAGAAGUGUUUUGCGACAACUAAGAAGUGUUUUGCGACAACUAAGAAGUGUUUUGCGACAACUAAGAAAUGUUUUGCAACAACUAGAGUUUGGCGACAAUUUGAAUCUUCUUCUGCAUGUUAUGCAAGACUAUUUUUCUGAUAAAUUAAUGUGUGGGUUCCUAUUACUGUGCGAAAACUAAGAACUAAGAAGUGUUUUGCGACAACUAAGAAAUGUUUUGCGACAACUAAGAGGUGUUUUGUGACAACUAAGAAAUGUUUUGUGACAACUAGGAAGUGUUUCGCGACAACUAAGAAGUGUUUUGUGACAACUAAGAAGUAUUUUGUGACAGCUAAGAAGUGUUUUGUGACAACUAAGAAGUGUUUUGUGACAACUAAGAAGUGUUUUGUGACAACUAAGAAGUGUUUUGUGACAACUAAGAAAUGUUUUGCGACAACUAAGAAGUCUUUUGCGAAAACUAAGAAGUGUUUUGUGACAACUAAGAAGUGUUUUGUGACAACUAAGAAGUGUUUUGCGACAACUAAGAAGUGUUUUGUGACAACUAAGAAGUGUUUUGUGACAACUAAGAUGUGUUUUGUGACAACUAAGAAGUGUUUUGCGACAACUGAGAGGUGUUUUUGCGACAACUAAGAAGUGUUAUGGGAUACAUUACAACACGACUUUUGUGUUCCUCAAUUUUGAUGAAUUGUGGGAGAUGAAUCGUACUUUAUUCGAAUGUGGUUUACGAAAAUCAGUAGAGUUGAAGGAUGGCAGAGUGUACGUCAUUACGUCGACAUUGGAAAAGACAGUUAAACUGAGCAGCGCCACAGUUAAAUGCAAACACUGCAACAGAUCGUUCAAAGUUUAACAAUAUUCGGACAGCCACGUACAAUUCAAGCACCCGCAUCUAUAAAAACAUUGACUAUUUUUGUAGACAUCAACAACCAAUCAGGUGAAACCAACAUGCACAGAAUGGCUGAGAGUCAACAGCAGCUGAGGAUGUGCUAUGUGAAUUGGCCGGUGUUGUGCAAGGUCAAACUCAAAGGCGAAGCAACACUCGAAGGGGAAGUAACAAGCGAAAGUCCUACACCAUCGUAUUCAUAAAAAAAAAACACUAGAUCUUUGGAUUCACUGAAAUUAUCAACAAAUCAGUACAACACAGCUGUAAAACAACAAGGAGUCACCAGAUCGCUGGAAAUAAGUGGGAAGAAAACAGAGACAAAAUUCUUGCAGAACUGACUAUGAACAGGACAAAGAAGAACACAGGUGACGCAAAGCCAAUGAAAAAAAGGAAGAGGAUCGCUAAGAACAGGUCCUCAUGCACUGAUAAAUAUCCUCUGGCUUCCAAUCUUUUACUCGCUAAGUUUAAACUACGGAGAGCAGCAAGAAGCAAAGUGUCCAAACUUUGGUUAAAAAGUAAUGAAAUUGAAAAUUAAAGCAUGCUAUGGCGCAGAAGAAGCUCCAAAAUUUAAGGGAAGCAGCAACUGGUUCCAGAGAUUCAGAGAAAAACACAACACAUUACUGAGGAGAAGGAUCAACUAGUAAAAAAAAAAAGACUGGGCAGAAGAUGGCCGGGAUACGAUCCAGAAAUUCCAUAGGGAUUUGAGGAAAGCCUCGAAAACACAAAGGAGAAGAAACAAGUCCCAUACAGUUGACCCAAAGAAUACAAGAUUGAUACCUUAAAAUAGAUACAAUAUCGACCAGGUAGGUUCCUGUCCCAUUUGUAAACGAGCAAGAUAAAACCUACGACACAUUGGGUGCUAAGCAAGUGUGCGUGUCACAACCAUCUUCUGGUUUAGAUAAACGACAGGCUACUCUACAACUUUGUAUUAGGGCUGAUGGGGAACAAAAUGUGAAGCCAGCUCUUAUCUUCAGAGGAAAAGGGCGUGUGGCCACUGAGGAGAAAGAAAAGUAUGACAAGAGGGUUGAUGUGUAUUUCCAGCAAAAUGCUUAGAUUAAUGAAGAAAUCAGCAUGCGGUGGGUUCAGGGCACACUUAUUCCAGGAAUUAGGAAUGACUAAAAAGAAUAAGUUCUAUUUGUAGACCAUGUCGGCUUCCAACAAGGUCAACAAUUCCAUGAAACAUGCAGAAAUCAGAUCAACACUACAGUUUACAUGCUGCCUGAAAACCACACUGACAAAAUCCAGCCCAUUGAUGCAGAAUGUGGUCGGAUUAUGAGAGGUAAAAUUGGUGCAACAAUGGAAACAUGGCUGGAAGAGGAGAACAAUCUCGAUAAAUGGCAGGAUAGACUUUCAGCAAAGGAUAGAAGAAGACGGAUUGCACCCACGAUUCGCUUUCCUCAGUCCCUUUGGAUUAAACGUGGGUACUCUUAUUUGUCUGCUCCGGAUCUUCAUUCUGACAUUGACAUAACGAUUUUCAUGGAUGCGCCAUCUAACCCGGAUGUGUCUCUCGAUGAUGACUCAACCGCCUCAAAGGUUUGCAAGAUUACCCUGCUAUAGCAGCUAGUUUACAGAGGGGAUAAUGAUGUUGUUUGUGUUUGUGAGACCUGGCUCAAUGACUCUGUCAUGGAGUGUGAGCUGCUUUAUGGCUACUCUUUCUAUCGAAGGGGUAGAGAAGGACGCGUCGGCGGCGGUUUAUUGUUCGCUAUUAAAACUGAUCUACAGGCCUUUCGCCGUUUGGAUCUUGAGAAAGAAAACACCUAACUGAUCGUUGUUGAAAUUAGAAUGCUGAACUGUAUUCCCGUUAUCUUGUACACUUUUUAUCGCCCGCCUGGUUCUUGACCUGAGAUUCGUCAUGAUUUGAACUCUGCUUUCAGAGCAAUGCUGAGUCACGUCGCAUUGUUUUGGCAGGAGAUGUUAAUUUACUCUCUAUCGACUAGUCCGCCGAUUUACCAAUCUCUUUGGGUAUUGGGAUUCAUGCGAUGGAUAGAUCUUUUUUUUGUGUGUAAUUGUCCAGAAAUUAUCACAAACGUUCUCACUUCAACUCCGGAGAGGUGUGGGUUUCCAGCGGAUCAUCACAUCUCAGAAUUUACUGUCCUUUUAAAAUUUAAGCUGUCUAAGUCUGUUCGCGCUACACCUACGAUUUCAAACGCGGGAAUUUUCAAGAUCUUUGCAGUCUCCUGUCACAUACCCCUUUGGAAAUUGCACUUUCUGGAGGCUUUGACGAGAGCUGAGCUUUAUGAAAGGAUUUGUUUUUGUCAGCUGUAGACCAAUGUACACCUACUAAGUCUGUAAAAGAUACUAACUCGCCUCCCUGGAUAGACAGUGAAGUUCGCCAUCACAUUCCUAAGAAAUAUGGGGUUCUAAGGAAAUAUCGCCUAAAUAAGUCCGACGAUAACAAUCUGAAACUGCGCUCCUUGAGUCAACAUGUUGAGUACCUGGUUAAAAGAAAACAUCGCCUUUAUUUGGAGAAAACUGAAGGAGCAUCUUCUGAGAAUCCAAAAUUGUUUUGGAGUUAUCAUAAAGCCGUUCUGCACCACCGAGCCAAACAAAAUUCACUGAUAACCUAUAACGGCAUAGAGGCUACGACCCCAGCUGAAAAGUGGAUCUUUCAAAUUCUUAUUUUUCAUCCGUCUUUACUCCUCCGAGUCCCGUUGCAAACUACGAUAUUUCCGCUCUUUCAGUGCACCAGCAUAGAUCAGUUAUGCAAGUAACGAAGUUGCAAAAUGUUUAGCCACUUUGGUUACCUCUAAAGCGUGCGGCUCUGAUAACACUCCUCCGCGCCUUCUAAAAGAAUGCAGCAAUCAAAUUGCACCUAGUCUUUGUUCGCUUUUCAAUCUCUCCUUACGAACUGCUCGCAUACCGUCUGAAUGGAAAUAAGCCAAUGUCACACCGGUACGUAAAAAGGACUCUAUGAAACCGGCUGAAAAUUAUAGGCCUAUUUCCUUGUUAUGUAUUCAAAGCAAAGUCCUGGGACGCUGUGUCUGUAUUAAACUUUAGGAUCAUGUUAAACAAUACAUCAGGCCUCUCCAGCAUGGCUUUUUGCGAAAUCGCUCCUGCGUCACACAGCUGUUAUCUGUUCUUAAUACCACUGGUCAUAACCUGGACAAAAAUAUUUAAACAAAUGUUAUCUACCUGGACUUUGCCAGCUUUCGAUUCCGUCGAUCACUCAGUUUUGCUUCAAAAGCUCAAACGAUAUGGUGUGGAAGGCGACACGCUUUCCUGGUUUACAGAUUACCUAAGUUGAAGAUCUCAAAGGGUCAUUUUGGAUGGUGUUGCCUCGCAGUGGGUCCCAGUUACAUCGGAAGUUCCUCAGGGCAGCCUACUUGGAUCAUUUCUAUUUUUUGUUUUUAUUAAUGAUCUGCCAGGUGUUCUACCGGAAGGUACUCAAUCUGCUCUCUACGCGGACGACACCAAAGUCUUCAGUUCCAUCUCGUCUAUAGCAGAUUGUGAACGACAACAACAAACUCUGAAAAACCUGAAUUCCUGGAGUCACGACAAUAACAUACGAUUCAAUGCCUCUAAAUGUAAAGUUCUAACUAUAACGCGCAAGAAAAAGCCUUUACUUCAAGACCUUUUUUAGGCCCUGAAAAAGUACUGCAGGUGCGUGAGGAGAAGGAUCUGGGUGUAGUUAUCUCGGACAAACUUACCUGGGACUCACAUGUACACUUGAUUACAGCAAAAGAAAACAAACUUUUAGGUCUGCUAAAGAGAUCAUGUCCCUUGUUAACUAAAGUGGCAGUAAGGUCCUUGUAUUCAGCGAUUGUGAGGCCUCACCUUUGUUAAGGAACUGAAUGCUGACAUUUUUCUCUGACUUUAAGUUUGCUUGUGGAUUUGGAACCUUGGAAAGAGGGAGAGGGGGCUGGUGCAUUAUGAAUUUGCUUGACUUUUGCUGCGUUUUCAGUUGUUUAUCACCAGAACUACUACCCCUCCCCCCCUCCCCCCCCUCCCCCCUCUCCCCCAAUGUAAUACUAUUGCCUUGAGUGAUGUGGUUAAGGUUAGUUUCAUCCAUGAAUUGAUUAAAAUGUUCUGAUUGCACAUUUAUUUCAUCUGUUAGUAGUCUAUGCAGUAUUUAAUAUUUAGGAUCAAUUUUUCAGGCUGGUUUUGCAGAAAACACCCGAUAUAUAAGAACAAAAUCAGCCUGAACCACUAAAACACGUGUUCUUUUAAGCAAAGCCAAAAGUAAUCGUUACAAUUUCUUACUAGUAUCAUAACCUUUAUUCUUUUGUGUAUGUGUUUUACGAAGGAUUUACAGCUGUUUUUACAAAUCUUGGUAAGAAUGGAACAGAGGGUCCAAACUCAGUUGGCAGUCACUACACAGGUCAGGAUCAUGACGGACAAGUUACAGUGUCCAGCGGUAUUCAACUGUGGACUGUGCCGCACACUGGUGAAUACAGAAUAGAAACAAUAGGAGCCUUAGGGGGGUACAGCGAGGACAGUGUCAUCAACGGAGGGAGAGGGGCGCGGAUGAUUGGAAACUUUAUGUUGACCAAAGAUGAGAUCAUUCGUAUACUUGUUGGUCAAAGAGGGGAAAGAUCGAAUUCUUACAAAAAUGCUGCCUCAGGCGGAGGAGGUACAUUUGUAGUAAGAGGAGAAAAGCCUUUGAUCAUAGCCGGAGGUGGAGGAGGAGUUGCUAAAAUGACAGAACAACAUUCAGGAUGUGAUGCGUCCAUAAACACAACAGGAAAUGCAGGGUAUAACUCGCCAUUCCUGUCAGGAGGAAGCAACGGAAAUGGAGGACAAACUGAUAAACCGCACUCUGGUAGGUGAAGAAUUUCCUAUUUAUAACUUCUGAAUUUUUUUUUUGCAUCCAUCAGUAUUUCGAAAAAAGAGGUGGUACUGGUCGCUCAAAUUUGGAUUUUUCUCAGAAUUACUAAAAGCCAUGAUCUGUUAAGUUGCUAAUGUCAACUGUAAAUCUCUUGAUUGUAGGUGGUGGUGGCGGUGGCUUUAACAGUAAUGGAGAAGACUCACAGCAAUCUCAUGGAGGGGGAAAGGGAGGUAAAGGGUUUCUGAAGGGGGGAAAGGGGGGAGCAUAUUGGGGUGGUUUCGGAGGUGGGGGUGGUUCUCGUUUUAUUGGUGAGAUACCUGGAGGCGGUGGAGGGUACUCCGGGGGAAGUGGAGGUGCGAAUAAAAAUAUUUCCUGUGGGGGAGGGGGAGGAUCUUUCAACAACGGAACAAAUCAGCAAAAUGAAUGUUGUUAUAAUGCUGCUGGGCAUGGUAAAGUGAUCAUAACAUUUCUCCACUGA